CAUCUACCCCAGUGAUGUCAAGAGAGCCCUAACUUCUUAUAAUGGAUGUAUGUGCUUUUGAUGCGCUGCGCGGAUCUUUUGAAGAGCUCUUCAACACUCAGUCAGCUGGAUCAGGUUGUUGAUAAAUGUGAGGUGAAAUAACUCCGAGGUGGUUACAUCAGAGACAGUGUUGGUGUGGAUGGACAGGUCAGGAGUGCAUAUGCAACACUGUGGGAGCUCCGUUGGAUUUAUUUACCGCAUCCUCCCGGGAUUUAUCGGCCACAAGAAUCCUUUUUUUGAUCGGAUGAAAUAAAAAGAGAAUGUAUGGAAUAAACCAGCGCUGUGUUUACAUAUCCUUUCAUUUCUUCGUGCUGUGGUGCCAUGCUCAGGGGGAGAAUCACCCGUCUCCUAAUUUUAACCAGUAUGUGAGGACGCAGGGUGCAGUGACGGACCAGCUCAGCCGCAGGCAGGUCAGGGUUUACCAGCUCUACAGCCGCACCAGCGGGAAACACGUCCAGAUUCAGGGCAAAAGGGUCACCGCAACAGCUGAGGAUGGAAAUAUGUACGCUCGUCUUUUUGUUGAGACAGAUACCUUUGGCAGUCGAGUGAGAAUUAGAGGUGCGGAAAGUGGGCACUACCUUUGCAUGAACCGGAAGGGGAAACUUGUUGGAAAGCCCAACGGCCGGAGCAGGGAUUGUAUCUUCACAGAGAUCGUACUGGAGAACAAUUACACAGCGUUCCAGAAUGCCAAGUAUGAGGGCUGGUAUGUGGCUUUUACCAGGAAAGGGAGGCCCAUCAAAGCCUCUAAGACAAGAGAGAACCAGAGGGAGGUCCAUUUCAUCAAGAGGCUACACACUGGCCCGCCUCCCUUCCCAAACACGGACCAAAGUAAACACUUUGAGUUCAUCCGAUUUCCGGCCACUCGUCGAGCAAAGCGAAACAGAAAAUCACCUACCUCUUCCUAACACGCAGCAAAAUAAAUGGACUGAUGACAGUUGUGAUAUAGGAAGAAACAGAUGCGAUUUUAUUUUUGUAUAUUUUUGAUAGGCAAAAGAUUGUUAAAAUGCCAUAAAUCUAAAGUAUUAUGGCUGUAAAAUGAUCAUGUGUAAAUACUGAAAGAGAGUAAAGAAAAUUGAUUAUA
This is a messenger RNA of Cottoperca gobio, 1120 nucleotides long. RefSeq names its product fibroblast growth factor 17 (gene fgf17). The transcript is spliced from 5 exons. Lineage: Eukaryota; Metazoa; Chordata; Actinopteri; Perciformes; Bovichtidae. Bases 300 to 944 code for a protein of 214 amino acids. The record is from RefSeq and is a predicted model, not a curated record. Gene Ontology annotation, molecular function: growth factor activity.